Dictyostelium purpureum is the source of this 2214-nucleotide messenger RNA. RefSeq lists its product as uncharacterized. Lineage: Eukaryota; Evosea; Eumycetozoa; Dictyosteliales; Dictyosteliaceae. The record is from RefSeq and is a predicted model, not a curated record. The coding region runs from base 1 to 2214 and encodes 737 amino acids. The transcript has 5 exons.
AUGCCUUUAAAAUUAUUCAAUAAAAAAGGAGGUGGUAAUCAGCAUACAGUAAAACUAAAAAUCGAUUUAAUCUCAAAUGUUUCAUAUGCAUUUGAUAAAGGUACAGAAUUCGAAAUAGAAUGGAAAAGAGGUGCACACAGAGGAGUUUUACCAAAUGUUUAUAUGUUAAAUGAUGGCGAUAUUAAACCACAAACUCAAUUUCUUAUUCCGUGUCAAUUAAUAAAACAAAAAUCAGACUCUGGUGAUUCCGAAUUUGCUUCAAAAAGCUUAAUUAUAAAUUUAAGAAAGGUCGAGGGUAAAAAGAAAGGGUCAACCAAAAUAUCAACACUUCAAAUAGAUUUAUCACACAUGGCAAAUAAACCUGAUCCAGAAAAAGAAAAACAAUACUCAUCAACAAUGAAGGGUGUUAUAGACCAAGAUUUCAAACCAUAUAUCGAAUUUACAGCAUCUGUAUACAAAGGACAUUUAACCCCAGAUGACUUUGAAGAUAGCAAAGUAUUUUUAAAUAACGAAAUACCGCAUGAAGAUAAUUCAGUAACCCAUUCAUUAUAUUCAGAUAGAAGAGGCUCCAUAUCAAGUGUUUCUAGCGAGGUAUCCGAGUAUUCCAAUAUACAAGAAACUACUUCAGAAAUUAACCAUAUUGAAAAAAAUCCAACCCCAAAAGAGGAUGAAGAUAAUAGCGAUCCAUUUGAUUUUAGUUUCAAUUCAUCACAACCUGCAGAAUUUUCAAGAAAGAGUCUUAGAAACUCCGUUACAUUAGAAGAAAGUGAUCCUCUUCAAAGCCCCCACGAAACUCCAAUUUUUUCAUCUGACGAAGAUCGUAAAAAAAACUCACCAACAUUGCAAACACCACAAAGUCCAAAUGUUAUUUCACCAACCUACUCCUCCAGAUCAGAGUCUUUUAAUAACUUGGACAAUCCAGAGGUCUCUCCAUCUAUUCCCCAAACACCCUCAAAGUCUAAAAAAUUCUCUUUAUUCAAAUCAAAGAAAGGAAAGAAUGAAAGCCCAGACUCAAACCAAAGAAAAGGAAAACCAGAAAACCAAUCAAUUUCAAAACUAAAAGAAACAUCAGGUUUUGAUGAUUUAUCAUCUGGGAGUGGUAGUGAUACCGAAAGUGUUGGGUCCAAUGGUAAGGAAAAAUCAGGUAGAAUUUGGAAAAGAAGACAUUCUACACCAAAUGUUGGGUUCUUUUCAAUCAAAUCAUUUAAAGAAAAAGAAAAAUUAAAAGAAAAAGAAAAGGAAUUUGCCAACACCCCAUCAACCGAUUUUGGUAAUUUAACAAUUAAUGAAACCGAUGAAAACAACUUUAUUAAUGAAAACAACGAUUUAAAUAAAAACAGCUCACUGGGAAAAGACCAUGAUGUUUCAAAAAAAGAAAAAAAGAGCAAAAGUCACAAAAAGAAAGGCUCAGUCGAUUCAAACUCAUCCAGCUCUCCACCAGGUAAAGAUAAAUCAAGAAAGAAUUCAAAAGAAAAAAACCUUUUGGGUAAAAUAUCCUCAACACUUUCAUCAAAUAGUGCCAUUAACUCAUCCGACUCAAAAGAUGCUUUACAAUCCUCAUUAGUCUCUAGAAAUCUGGAUGAAAAGAUUAAAUUCAUUGUUGACGAUAUGAUUGUUAAUAAAAGACCCGAAUAUGUCGGCAAUGUCCCACUCUCUGGUAUUAUAAUAUAUAAAUGCCUAUUUGAAUGGAAAGAACUAUCGCCACAUAAUAACAAAUGCCUAACUCAUGUUAUCGAAACAUUUGACUCUAUGACCCAGAAAAAGAACAUGGGUAAAGAAAAAUCAUUUUAUUGGUUAUCAUCUUUAUAUACACUAGGAUUUUUAUUAGAAAAAUCAUAUGAAAAGGGUAAAGGAACUGAAAAGUCACCAAGCUUUACACUUUCAAAUAAUAGUGAAACACAGAAUUUGAAAUUAUUUAUAAAUCUAUCACAUCAAUAUCAAAAAGCAUUUUGGUCAUUGUAUUGGGAUAAUAUCAAAAUCGAACUAGAUAAAGUUAUGGGCAGAGUAGUCGAGCAAAUCAAGGCAAAAGAAUAUGAACAAAGUCCAAUUUAUAUGAAUUUCCUUUUAUCAAUGCUAGAUUUCUUUGAAAAAAGAUUACCAUUCCAAUCAUUAUGGCCAAAUUUAUUCAAACAAAUUUUCUUUUAUACAAAUGGAUAUUUAGUAAACAAAUAUUUAACUGACAACUCGAUAUCAAAUACAAACAAUGCAAUCUAA